CGGCGGAAAACGCCUCUCGUUGUUCUUCCUGUCCCACCAAACAGCAUGGCGAACUUGGAGCAUGCUGAAGACGACCCAAAACAUGUGAAAAUGUCCGGAGAAAGCCCCGCUGCGUGCGACCCGGACCAGCCGACCGACGGGCCUCCCUACCCGGGUAAAGACGUCGUCCCGUCCGCCAUCCCUUCGUUCGCCGCGGCCUCGGAGCUGCUGUCAGCGCCGUACUCGUGUCUGGUGAGGAGCACGCACCGGAGACACGUCGUCCUGCCGCCCAAAUACCUGAAGAAGAAGCGGACAGGUAUCCAGGAGGAGCUGGAGGCAGAGCUGCUCAGGUUCUCUCAGAGACUGAACGGAGUACUUUUAGCUUACGAGAACAUCAGGAUAGUGGGCCAGCAUGGAGACAUUUACGACGACAGCGGCUACAUCCACAUGGACAUAGAAGCAAACUUUAUUGUAUUUCAGCCCAAAAAAGGACAAAAACUACUGGGGAAGGUGAAUAAGCUCGGAAUGAGCCACGUGGGCUGCCUGGUGCACGGCUGCUUCAACGCCAGCAUUCCCAAACCAAACCUGGUCUCGGUGGAAACCUGGAGGGAUGCAGGGCCGAGGAUCGGAGCAGAGCUGGAGUUUGAGGUGACUGCACUCGAUGCUGACGCUGCAGGAGUGCUGCUGAUCAGAGGACGGAUGGACAGGACCAGGGUGCAGGAGCUGCUAGCUAUGGGUGAAACCUCCGAAUCCGGUGUUCCUGAAGAUCAGACAGAACCACAAGACACAGAACCAACCCCAGAACCAACUCAGGAUUCUCCUGAUGGCACGCCCAAGAAAAAGAAGAAGAAGAAGAAAGUCAAAGAGGAGGAGAUGGAAGAAGAGAUAACAUACAUAUCGUCAGCGCUCAACGGAACAGAUGAGACGAACGGCGAUGAAGCCGGUGAGAAAAAGAAGAAGAAAAAGAAAAAGGAUAAACGUCUAAAAGAAGAGGAGAACGAGAUGGAGCUCUCUCGAGUGGAGGUCCACGGGAGCGACUCCAGCGGUUAUGUUAGUGACAAGCCAAGCAAGAAAAGGAGGCAUGAAACUGUCAAUGAAGACACGUCGGGUUUUAGUGAAGAGCCUGAACCAAAAAAAUCCAAGAAGAAGAGGAAAAGUGACAUUGAACAGUUUGCCUGAAAAGUUAGCAGUGGACUGACGUUCCAUUUGGAUGAAUUGUGUUAAACAAACGAGGCGACACCGACCGUGUCAAUGGCAGCGACGGUUCUACAGGAUUAUACGAAUGUGCCUUCACAAAUAAACUCGGUUUAGAUUCUUCUGAGCCCCUUUAAAUCCAUUUAAACAGAAGAUCAAACGUGCAGGAGAGUAGAAAAACCAGAGGAUGGGAGUUGACAGGCUGUUUCUCUUUUUUUAUUGCGCUUCCUCGACACUGCCUGAUGGUGGAGCAACACUGCUUCAUACAUCCACAGCGACACACAGAUACCCCCAACUGCUCUGUUUUAUCAGUUUAAUGUGGCCAGAAGAGACAGUUUUUAAAUUCAAGCAUGAAAAGUUAGAAUUAGCCACUAUUUUUCUACAUUUUCUCACAAAAGCCUGAAAAAUGAGAUCGCCAAAUUUAAUCCAAGACACUUUUUUUAUUCAAGUCUUGAGUGAGUUGACUUGAUUUCAACCGCAUAGGUGGGAAAACAUGUUCCCACAGUAACUUCAGAAUAGUCUGCCAGUGCACGGUGACAAACAGCCAAGUCAUGAAUUGCUAGCGGUGUAUCACUCACCUCCUUUUGUCUUUGGUGGGUGUGUGUUUUUGCCUGACUGUGAACCAAAUGAAACGGGAAAUAAAUAUUUGAUUGUCAUCCCGCUUAA
This is a messenger RNA of Stegastes partitus (bicolor damselfish), 1839 nucleotides long. It is a transcript of the gene polr1f, whose product is annotated as RNA polymerase I subunit F. Lineage: Eukaryota; Metazoa; Chordata; Actinopteri; Pomacentridae. Gene Ontology annotation, biological process: transcription elongation by RNA polymerase I; DNA-templated transcription initiation; DNA-templated transcription. Gene Ontology annotation, cellular component: RNA polymerase I complex. The record is from RefSeq and is a predicted model, not a curated record. The transcript has 4 exons. Bases 46 to 1158 code for a protein of 370 amino acids.